AGAAUGCAAGCAAGUCAAGUUACGUUGCGAUUCUCGAGAAAAGUACCCUGCACCAUGCUCAAGAUGCCAAACCCGUCGCUUGCAUUGUACAGUCGACUCUUCGUUCAGGCGAACACCUGCCCGAAAUGGAGGAAAUGCAGCGACAAUUAGAGGCGUUCAAACAUCAGCGAAAUGACCACCCAGCACGAUCCACUGGAUCUUCCUCUGUUGCGGACCUGUCCAACGUUUCUCCACUUGGUGACACGGAGCUUGAUUGGAAAGUACUAUUUGACUAUGAUCAGUUGCAGCGCAGCGAGUAUUCCCUUGGCGACUGUACGUUGGAGAAGGAAAUGGUCAUCAGCAUUUACAAAAUUUUCGCGAAUCAUUUCCAUCCUCACUUGCCCAUACUUGAGCCGACAAUAUCGAUUGACCUAUUGCAUAAAACAUCGCCUUUGCUAUUUUGGACCAUUAUCGCUGUUGUACUUGCUCGUCGAAUAAAGCCCGACUAUGCUCAACUUUUUAGUGGGCUCAAAGCAUCUUAUGUGGCGCAACUCAAUAAUGAUAUAUUGAAUGCGCCAUUGCCGCUCCAUGUCAUUCAAGCUAUGUUGAUUCUAAUAAACUUCCCCUUCCCUGUGGAUCGUCAGAGCAAGGAACCUAGCUGGUUAUACUGUGGUCUAGCUGUCAAUGCAGCGCUGUACAUGGGGCUCCAGAAACCUACCCCUAUACAGUCAUUACGAAGCAUCGGUGUCGUGCCUGGAGCGUUACGUGCUAGAGCAAGCACUUGGCUGGCAUGCUUUUUGUCAAGUACUUCCUUAAGUAUGUUUGUCGGGUUAUCGCCGCUGAUCAAUGGUAACUCUGAGUUGGAUACUAUUGAACGUUAUACCCGGGAAUUUGCGUUCCCUCGCGAGUAUGUCUACCAGAUCCUGGUGCAACAUACUAUAGCCAAGUACGCAACUGUACUGCUCAACGACUCCAACACAGCUGUCAGUCUAGCCAUUGUCCAGCUGGUCGACGGUGAAUUGGACGGUCUCAAGUCAAAGUUGUGCAACGAGUUCACUCCAACGAUGGAGUACAGCGUUUUGGUGGCUAAACUACAUCUAUACGCUAUGACUGUCGUGCGUAUGCAGUCCGAUUUGACUUCGAGAAACGUUCUUCUCCAACUUGGGCUCUCGGUAUCUCUUCGAAUUGUGUACCUUAUCCGAGAGGGGUUGGCUUAUGAGUCUGAGGACAACACCGAUAUUCCCAAAGAAAAUUUGCCCCUGACGAUUCCCAAGAAUCACUACCGCGGCCUUGUACUGGCAUCAAUAUUCCUGCUCCGGUACUUUGCAUUGAACAACCAUGCUUCUCCUGAAGAGCAAGAGCUUGCUCGCAAUCAUGUCGCAAUUGCGCAUACCUACUUCAAAUCUGUGUCCGUAGAAGCCGGCGAUGAACAAGACCGGGGGGCGAUCCUACUAGCAUCUCUCAGCCAACAGAAACCUAUGGAUAUUGACAGCAUGAAACUUCGGGUUUCUGAUCGCUUAGGUGCUUCUUUGGUCUACGAAGCUAUCACCACUGCCCAUGAGCUUCGAAACGACAAUAUUGAAGCCGAAGAAACUGCGCCUAAGUCGACGGAUGAUGCCGAGGCAGGGGCAGUCGAGCAAGGUCCACCUCCAUUGAAUGAAGAUAUUGUUAUUCCAGAAAUUAUUGACCCUAUGGAUCUCAACCCACUGGAUUUCUCUCUGCCGGCAGAUUUAUGGGGUGAUUCAAUGUGGGGAAUGUUUGAUUUCAAUUCUUUUCCAAAUCAGACCUUAGAAUAGAAGCGAUCCAUUCUCCCCAAUCAUCAGUACAGAGGCAGACUGUGG
This is a messenger RNA of Aaosphaeria arxii CBS 175.79, 1820 nucleotides long. RefSeq lists its product as uncharacterized. The record is from RefSeq and is a predicted model, not a curated record. The transcript has 5 exons. Gene Ontology annotation, molecular function: transcription cis-regulatory region binding; zinc ion binding; DNA-binding transcription factor activity, RNA polymerase II-specific. Lineage: Eukaryota; Fungi; Ascomycota; Dothideomycetes; Pleosporales. Gene Ontology annotation, biological process: regulation of DNA-templated transcription; DNA-templated transcription. Gene Ontology annotation, cellular component: nucleus. The coding region runs from base 126 to 1775 and encodes 549 amino acids.